Messenger RNA from Podarcis muralis (Common wall lizard), 12405 nucleotides. NCBI's taxonomy places the organism in Eukaryota, Metazoa, Chordata, Lepidosauria, Squamata, Lacertidae. The record is from RefSeq and is a predicted model, not a curated record.
CCAUUCCUCUUGCCGCGAGUGCCUUGGCCCUGAACAUUCGCACUGUACAAAGUGCAUGAAGCCAGAGGAGGGGCUGCAGCCUGGAACGAUGCUCAAGGGGACAUCUGUGGGUGUCUGCCUACCCCGAUGCAAAGACCAUUUCUACCUCCAUAGUGAUGGGAUAUGCAAAGAGUGCCACUCCUCCUGCUUAUCCUGUCUGGAGAAAUCGCCAGAGAACUGCACCACAUGCGCACCCCCACGAACCUUUCAUGAAGGCCGGUGUGUCUCUGAAUGUCUGGAUGGAUGGUAUCAACAGGAGGCGAGGUGCUACUUGUGCCAUCCCUCUUGCAAGACAUGCCACGGGCCGUCGGAUGCGGACUGCGCCACCUGCCACCCUCACGCCACUCAGGCCAAAGGAAGGUGCAGGACUCCCUGCAAGGCGGAACAAUACCUCAAUCUGGUGGGCUACUGUGUUGAUUGCCACCCUUCCUGUGCACAGUGCAUGGCAGAUCUCCAGGACACAGGAAGCAUCUGCUUGAAGUGCCAAAACCUCCAUCAUUUGCUCCUGAGAGAACGCUGCUUGCCUGAGUGCCCCACGGGGUAUUACAAGGCUGGCGGAGAGUGUCGAAAGUGUGACACUUCGUGUAGAACUUGCCAAGGAGAGGGGCCUUCCUCCUGCACCUCCUGCGAUUCGAACCUUGUUCUCUCUCACAUCGGCACGUGCGUCUCGGCCUGCUUCCUUGGGUUCUACAGGGAUGAGAACCAGCAUUGCAAACCUUGCAGCAGUCAGUGCCUGAGCUGUGAUUCGGGGACCCGUUGCACAUCCUGCAAACACCCGUCCCACGUCUUGCUCUUCGGCGAAUGCCAGGAUGACAGCUGCGCUCCACAAUAUUACCUUGACUUCUCCACCAAGACCUGCGAAGAGUGUGACUGGAGCUGCAACGCUUGUAGUGGUCCCCAGAGCACCGAUUGCUUGCAGUGCAUGGAGGGAUACAUUCUCCACGAAGGUUCCUGUGUGGAGCGAUGCCCUCCUGCUUUCUACAAGGAAUCCGACACUUGCCAAAGAUGUGAUGAUGACCGCUGCCUGGAGUGCCGUGCCCCGAGUGAAUGUGCACGCUGUGAAUCCCCGUUUCUCCUCAUGGGUUCCCAGUGCGUCUCGACAUGUGGGAAGCGGUUUUAUGCAGACCACGGAGAGCAAAGGUGCUCAGCCUGCCCCAAAGGAUGUUUGGAAUGCGACAAAUCAAGUCGGUGCCGAGUUUGCGACUCCACUACAUUUUUGCAGGAAAGCCGCUGUGUCUCCGACUGCAGCCAUGGUUUCUAUGGAAAUCCCUGGAGCAGAGAGUGUGAAACUGUCAUGCAAACUCCUGUUCUCAGGGCAAAUGGCUCACUCCAGUUAGGAAUUGGCGAGGUGAAGCCCAUUGACCUCUCCAUCCUAGAGUUGCAAGGCCCUGUUGGCGAAGGAGAAGGUUUCUUGUUUCAUGUGGUUGACCCUCCCACCAACGGCCGACUGCUGACUGUGGCAAAUGGGAAAGAGACAGAGUUGAGCCAGGGUGACCAUUUCACCGUGGAAGACGUGAAGGGGCAGAGAGUUCGUUUCAUGCAUGAUAAGAAGAAAUCCAGGAAUGGGCAGUUUUCCCUAAAGAUCAGCCAUCAACAGUAUUUCUCUGAACCAGAAACGUUCACUGUUCAAGCACAAUCAACAAAGGCUCCCUACGUUCUGAGAAACGAAGCCCUCAUUCUUGGCCAAGGCGAAGCUAGAGCCAUCACCAACCUUUUGCUUGAUAUUCGAGACAGUGAUAAUCCUGAGAGCGUGACACUGGCUGUUUUAGAUCCUCCGAAACACGGGCAGCUAGCCAAGCUUUCUGGGGACACAUCGCUGGCGACGAAUCUUUUCCACCUUGAUGACCUCUUGCAGGGAUUUGUGCAUUACAUCCACGAUGGAUCCGACAGUUUGGAAGACACGGCGGUUCUGCAGGCAGGCGAUGGGUAUCACUUUCGGAAUAUACUCUUCCACAUCAAAAUUACGCCGAAAAGCAAUGGGCUGCCGCGAUUAGUUGCCAGCUCGAUGGUGUGGGUCCCGGAGGGAGGGAUGCUGCAAAUCACCAACAGAAUUCUGCAAGCUGAGGUGCCAGGGGUCAGCGAUUCCGCGAUCGUCUACACCAUUAGAGAUCAGCCACGAUACGGUGAGGUGGUGUUCCUGGUCCCGAUGCCGGCAGAUGACCCCGGGCCAGUAUGGCAGCCUCUGCCUGACGGAAGAGGAGCCACACCAACCACCUCGUUCACACAGCGAGACAUCAACGAAGGCGUGAUCUGGUACAGGCACUCUGGAUCCGAGACGGAGAGCGACUCCUUUCGCUUCCAGGUCUCUAGUGCUGUCGCCCCACAAGCUCAUCUGGAGACGCACUUGCUCAACAUUGCCAUCCUGCCUCACACUCCAGAGUCCCCCAUGAUCUCCCUGGGCUCUUCUUUCCACAUGACCGCUCUGGAAGAUCGUGUGACCCCGAUAGAACCCCAUCAUCUCUCCUUUGUCAACUCAGAGAGCCCAACUGAGAAAGUCGUGUACAAUGUGACUGUACCUUUGCCACCAAAUCAAGGCAUUGUGGAGCACAGGGAUAAGCCUCUGUCCCCAGUAAAGUACUUUACACAGGCUGACAUCAACCAUGGCAAAAUCGUGUACCGCCCACCUACUGCAGCCCCUCAUAUCAGAGAGCUGAUGGAAUUCUCCUUUGCUGGCCUCCCAGAAUCUGUCAGCUUUCGUUUUACAGUCUCAGAUGGAGAACAUACAAGCCCUGAGAUGACAUUUACUAUCCACUUGCUCUCCACUGAUGAUGGAUCGCCGUUAUUCCAGAUCACUGCUCCAGUCCUUGAGGUCAGCCAAGGAGGCAGAGCCACUAUUGGGAUACAGCUGACAGUGAGCGAUGUGGACACAACUCCUGAUGACCUUUUCUUUGAGGUGGUGGAUCCUCCUCAUCAUGGAGAUCUCUUCAAGCACAGCUCCACGUUCCCAAGCCGCCUGAGUGCAGGAGAUACCUUCACGUAUGAGGAAAUCACCAGGAAUGCUCUGCAGUAUAUCCAUGAUGGUUCGUCCUCAGCAGAAGACACUAUGGAGAUUUCAGUGACUGAUGGCAUCACCACAGCGACGGCCGUAUUGAAAGUCAAAGUAGCCCUGAUCAACAGUGAAGGCCCCAGGCUGGAUCCCGGUUGCUCACUCGCCAUCACGGUGGCUGCUAAAAGCUCUGUGAUCAUCACCCGAUCCCACUUUGCCUAUAUUGAUAAUAACUCUCCUGAUUCCAAGAUAAGGAUUCAGUUAAUUUCCCUUCCCAUGUAUGGAACUCUGGUGCGGAUAAUACCCGGACAACAUUCUCAGGAGUUUUCUGAGGUCUAUAAUUUCACAAUGGAAGACAUCAACAAUAAAAGAAUCAGAUACCUCACAGAGUUUGAGGCCUUCAGUCAGCCAGUCACUGACAUUUUCCACUUUGCUGUUUUUGACGAGGACGGCAACCAGCUUGACAGCCAGAUGUUCACCAUCACUAUCACUGCUGGCCAGAGCAAGCCUCCAGUCAUCACUUUUGCUGACCAUAUUGUGGUGGAUGAAGGAGGGAGGGUACCACUUAGAGCUCACCACUCCCUAACCAUUGACUCCGAUCUUGCCCAGGAAGGCUUAGUGGUGACAAUUGCAUCUUUCCCAAGAUAUGGGUACAUUGAAAACACCAAAACAGGUAGGCGACUUGGUCCUGGACACACUGCGAGCUCAGACCUCUCGUUCUCAAUUCAAGAUGUGGUAGAGAACCAUAUCUAUUACUUUCAAAGCGUCCACGAAAGUAUUGAGCCUUCCACGGACACCUUUAGCUUUUAUGUCAGCGAUGGCUUCAGCCAAUCAGAAACCAGCAGCGUCAACAUCACCAUCAAGCGUCUAAAUGAUGAGCCCCCAGAAAUGGAGGUGGAGCCUGUCAAAGUGCAGGAAAGCACAGGGGUGGUGAUCACAAAUUCCUCCCUGAGCAUGAAAGACCUGGACACUCCGGACAACCAACUGGUCUUUGUAGUGACCAAGAAACCCACUUAUGGUUAUCUCCGCAAGAGACAGUCUCAUCUGGAUCCCUUGGAGAAUGGUCCAACCCUGUCCGAGGGCUCCACCUUUACCUACCAAGAUGUCCUGGAUGAACUAAUCAUUUACACACCGGGCAGUUCCAGUGUCCAGUCUGAUGAGUUCAGAUUCUCACUCUCUGACGGCCUCUACACGCAGACUGGGAAGGUGGAGUUUUCCAUUGAGUUGUCCAAGUCGGAGCCACCCAGAUUAGUUGUGAACAGGGGCUUGCAACUUUCUGCCGGCUCUGUGGCAGUCCUUACAGACCAGCUCUUGAAGGCCACAGACUCAGAUUCGGAUGACCUGGCUAUCAGAUACAUCAUGAAGAAAGACCCUGUGCUUGGAGUUCUGCGUAUCCGUAAAAGAGAUUCCCUUGAUCAGAUCUCUGCCAAAGGGCCAGUGAGAAGCUUCACACAGGCAGAUAUAAAUAAGGGACAGGUGGAGUACAGCCACGAGAAAGGGCAUCCUGGUGGGACAUUUGCUUUCGUUUUCGAUGUGGCUGAUGCAGAAGGAAACAAAAUGGCGGACCAGGCAUUUACACUUCGGGUAAUGGAAGAUUGGUUGCCACCAUCCGUCAUUGUCAACACAGGACUGGCCCUGGACGAGAACUCAGUGAAGAAGAUCACCACUCUCGAGUUGUCCGCUGUGGAUCAGGACAGUGAGCCAAGUGAUCUCCUGUACAGGAUUACUAAGCAGCCCCAGCUGGGGCACCUAGAGCACACUGCAUCACCAGGCAGAAGGAUUAGCUCCUUCAGACAGGCAGACCUGGUCUCCCGCAACAUCCAGUACAUCCAUACCAGCGAGGAGGAGAAACAUUCUGACACAUUUGCCUUCUCCGUUUCCGAUGGCACACACGAGGUGAGCCAGAAUUUUGACAUCACCAUUAACCCUGUAGACGACUCUUUGCCUGUUGUGCAGAGCCCUGGGAUGAGGGUGCAAGAAGGAGUGAGGAAGACUAUCACAGAGUUUGAGCUUAAAGCCACAGACAUGGACACAGAGGCCAGAUCCAUCACAUUCACGAUCGUGCAGCCGCCACGGCAUGGCCUGAUCGAACGGACCAGCGAUGGGCACCGCUAUCGCCAGACCCACACCUUCACAAUGGAGGAUGUCUUCCAGAACCGGAUCAGUUAUAGUCACGACGGGAGCAACUCCCUGGAGGACCGCUUCACCUUCACUGCAUCCGACGGAUCCAAUCCCUUUUUCGUCGUGGAGGAGGAUGGGAAAGAGCUUGUGACUGCUGUGCCCCAGUUGUUCAGAGUGGAAAUUCUUCCUGUGGAUGAUGGAACCCCGAGAAUUGUCACAAACUUGGGCCUGCAGUGGCUGGAGUACAUGGAUGGCAAGGCAAAAAAUCUGAUCACCAAGAAAGAGUUGUUGACUAUGGAUCCUGAUACAGAAGACAAACAGCUGAUCUAUGAGAUAACAGCUGGGCCAGAGCACGGUUAUGUGGAGAAGAAGUUGCAGCCGGGAGUGUCAGUGACUACAUUUACUCAAGAGGAAGUGAAUUUGGGAUUGAUUGAGUAUGUGCUACACGAGGAGCAGACUCAAGAGACAGAAGACAGUUUUCAGUUUCUUGUAAAGGACAGCAAACCCAGUGUGGUCACUGACAAUACCUUCCAUAUCCAGUGGUCUCUUAUCAGCUUUCAGCACACCAGCUACAAUGUCAGUGAAAAGGCAGGCUCCAUCAGUGUCACAGUGAAGAGGACGGGUAACCUCAAACAAUAUGCUAUUGUCCUGUGCCGUACGGAGCAGGGAACUGCCACCUCCAGCUCAGCUUCACAGCCAGGAGAACAGGACUACGUGGAAUAUGCAGGCCAGGUUCAGUUUGAUGAACGGGAGGACACGAAAUCCUGCACUAUCCUGAUAAACGAUGACAAUGUCUUUGAGAACACGGAGAGCUUCACUGUGGAGCUCAGCAUGCCAGCCUAUGCCUUGCUGGGGGACAUCACCGAGGCCAAAGUCUUCAUCAACGAUGCAGAAGAUGAGCCUACCUUGCAGUUUGACAAGAAAGUCUACCACAUCAGCGAGAGUGCUGGCAUCCUCUCUGCCCCCAUUGAAAGGAAAGGCGACUCCAGCAGCACCGUGUCUGCAGUUUGCUACACAGUCCCCAAAAGUGCCAAAGGGAGCAGUGCACAUGCCUUAGAGUCUGGAUCAGACUUCAAGUCCAGAGGGAUGUCCAAUGAGAAUCGUGUGGUGCUGGGGCCUGGCAUCACCAUGACCACCUGCGACGUGAAGCUGAUUGACGACAGCGAGUACGAAGAGGAGGAGGAAUUCGAAAUCGCGCUUGCCGACGCGUCGGAGAACGCGCGCAUAGGGAGCAUCGCUUCAGCGAAGGUCAUGAUCAGCGGUCCCAACGAUGCCUCAACAGUGUCCCUUGGAACGGCUACUUUUACAGUCAGCGAGGAUGCAGGAAUCAUUGAAAUCCCCGUUACUAGGCACGGCCCUGACCUCUCGACCCCCACGUCCGUAUGGUGCGCCACUCGGACAUCGGAUCCGCCAUCGGCAACUCCGGGUGUCGACUACAUACCCAGCUCCAAGAAAGUGGAAUUUCGCCCAGGAAGAACUGAAGAGUACUGCACCUUGACAAUUCUGGAUGAUGCACAGUACCCAGUCAUCGAAGGGGUGGAGACAUUUGUCGUCUACCUGAGCUCGCCGCAAGGAGCAGAGCUGGCCAAGCCUUUUCAAGCAAUGGUGGCCAUUAAUGACACCUUCCAGGAUGUGCCGAACAUGAAAUUUAGUAAAGAAUUGUACCCUGUGAAAGAGAAGGAGGGCAUCCUCCACAUUCCCAUCAUCCGCACCGGAGACUUAAGCUAUGAGUCGUCUGUCAGGUGCUACACCCAGGGCCAGACAGCGAAAGCCAUGGAGGACUUUGAGGAAAGGAGAAACACGGAGGAAUCGCGCGUCACUUUUCUGAAAGGGGAGAAGGUAAAGAACUGCACUAUCUUUAUUAAUGACGACUCUGCCUUUGAACCGGAGGAGAAGUUCCAGAUACACCUGAGCAACCCGCUUGGAAACCACUGGAGUGGGGCUACAGUUGGCAAGAAUAAUAUGGCCUCCAUUAUUAUCUCCAAUGAUGAAGAUGCUCCCACCAUCGAGUUUGAGGAAGCUGCUUACCAAGUCCGUGAACCUCCUGGGCCUGAAGGGGUUGCUUUCUUGAAUGUCAAGGUGCUGCGGAGAGGGGACCAAAACAGGACCUCCAAAGUUCGCUGCAGUACCCGGGACGGCUCUGCUCAGUCUGGGAUUGAUUACUACCCAAAGAGUCGAGUCCUCAAGUUCAGUCCUGGAGUGGACCACAUUGUAUUUAAGGUAGAGAUCAUGUCCAAUGAAGACAGGGAGUGGCACGAGUCCUUUUCCCUGGUGUUAGGGCCAGAUGACCCUGUUGAAGCUGUCCUGGGGGAGAUCACCACUACAAUCGUCACCAUUCUGGACCAGGAAGCAGCUGGGAGCCUCAUUUUGCCAGCUCCUCCUAUUGUGGUUACGCUGUCCGAGUAUGAUCACGUAGAAGAAGAAGCCAAAGAAGGAGCUAAGAAGUCUCCCUCUCCGGGCUACCCGUUGGUCUGCGUGACGCCUUGCGACCCUCACUUCCCCAAGUACUCGGUGAUGAAAGAGCGCUGCGGUGAUGCCGGGAUAAACCAGUCCUCCAUACAGUUCAGUUGGGAAGUGGCGACGCCCACGGACGGGAAUGGAGCCAGAUCUCCCUUUGAAACGAUUACAGACAACACUCCCUUCACCAGUGUCAAUCACAUGGUGCUGGACAGCAUUUACUUCAGCCGACGAUUCCACGUUCGCUGCGUGGCCAAAGCCGUGGACAAGGUUGGCCACGCCGGCACCCCACUGAGAAGCAACAUAGUCACAAUUGGGACAGACAGCGCCAUCUGCCACACACCAAUAGUGGCUGGAACAGCCCGGGGGUUUCAAGCACAGUCCUUCGUUGCCACUUUGAAGUAUCUGGAUGUUAAGCACAAGGAACACCCCAACAGAAUCCAUAUCUCAGUGCAGAUUCCACACCAGGACGGGAUGCUCCCUCUCAUCUCCACGAUGCCUCUGCACAACUUGCACUUCCUCCUGUCGGAGUCCAUCUACAGGCACCAGCAUGUCUGUUCCAACCUGGUCAGCAUCCAAGAUCUUAAGGGCAUCUCAGAAGCUGGAUUCCUAGAUGAAGUGACCUACAAUAGCAUCAUUCUGGGACCCGGAUACGAUAGACCAUACCAGUUUGACCCCAGUGUGAGAGAGCCAAAGACCAUCCAGCUGUACAAGCACCUGAACCUGAAGAGCUGCAUCUGGACUUUUGACGCGUACUAUGACAUGACAGAAUUAAUUGACGUCUGCGGAGGAUCGGUCACUGCCGACUUUCAGGUUCGUGAUUCAGCUCAGUCCUUCCUGACUGUCCAUGUCCCUCUCUACGUCUCCUACAUUUAUGUGACUGCGCCUAGAGGAUGGGCCUCUCUGGAACAUCACACUGAGAUGGAGUUUUCCUUCUUCUAUGACACAGUCCUCUGGAGAACAGGCAUUCAGACCGACAGCGUCCUUUCUGCUAGGCUGCAGAUAAUAAGGAUCUACAUUCGAGAGGAUGGUCGGCUAGUCAUUGAGUUCAAGACUCAUGCCAAGUUCCGAGGGCACUUUGUGAUGGAACACCACACUUUGCCAGAUGCAAAGUCUUUCAUCAUGACUCCUGAUCACUUGGGAGGGAUGGAGUUUGACCUGCAGCUUUUGUGGAGUGGCCAGACUUUUGAUUCCCCUUAUCAGCUCUGGAGAGCAACCAGCUCCUACAGCAGGAAGGAUUACUCGGGAGAAUACACCAUCUACUUAAUACCAUGCACAGUGCAGCCCACGCAAUCAUGGGUUGAUCCAGGAGACAAGCCUUUACCCUGCACUGCUCAUGCUCCAGAAAAAUUCCUGAUCCCGAUUGCCUUCCAGCAAACUAACCGCCCGGUCCCCGUGGUGUAUUCCCUGAACACGGAGUUUCAGCUCUGCAACAAUGAGAAAGUGUUUCUGAUGGACCCAACCAAAUCAGAAAUGUCCAUGGCAGAGAUGGACUAUAAAGGAGCUUUUUCAAAAGGCCAAAUCCUUUACGGCCGCGUGAUGUGGAAUCCUGAGCAGAAUCUCAACUCUGCCUACAAACUGCAGCUGGAAAAAGUCUACCUCUGCACAGGGAAGGAUGGCUAUGUGCCUUUCUUUGACCCGACGGGGACUAUCUACAACGAGGGUCCGCAGUAUGGCUGCAUCCAACCCAGCAAACACCUGAAGCACAGAUUUCUGCUGCUGGACAGGACUCAGCCAGAAGCGACUGACAAAUACUUCCACGAUGUACCUUUCGAUGCCUGUUUUGCUUCUGAGCUGCCGGAUUUCCACCUAGUCAGCAGCAUGCCUGGAGUGGACGGCUUCAUCAUGAAGGUGGAUGCCCUCUACAAGGUGGAAACCGGGCAUCAGUGGUACCUCCAAGUGAUCUACGUCAUCGGCCCUGAGACCAUCGCGGGUCCCCGGGUGCCACGUUCUCUGGUGCAGCAGCUGCGACGCAGCCGCCGGGACCUUGCGGGCCCCAAGGGUGGCCUGAUUCUAGACGACUCCUUGAUCUACGACAACGAAGGAGACCAGGUCAAGAAUGGCACGAACAUGAAGUCUCUCAACCUGGAGCAGCAAGAGGCGGUGGCCGCCGCUUCCCUGUCGCAGACGGGGGCGUCCAUCGGCAGCGCCUUCGCGGCCAUCAUGCUCCUCCUGCUGGUUCUCCUCGUCUUCUGCUUCGUGACCAGGAAGUGUCGGAAGCACAGGAAAAAGAAAAAGGCGGCGAGGGACGCCGUGGAGCAGUAUCCCCUCAACACCAAAGUGGAGGCCGCCAAGAGGAACACGGAGGGCGUCGAGAAGAACGUCAACAGACAGUAUUGCACCGUGAAGAACCUGAACGUACUCUGCGAAAGCGAUGGGGCCUACAAGGCCCAAGGGGCAAAGGUUAAGCAGGUGAACUUGGCGGUGAAAGUCCACAACAAUUUACACGACGGAACAGAAGUCUAGUAGCCCGUGCACAACUUUUCUCUUUUUCUUUUUGUAAUAUCUUUUUUAUAAAUUGUACAAAGGAAAUUGGAGCCGGGGUGGGGUGGGGGAAAAGUAUGAUUUGUUGGUUUUUUUAAAAAGAAACCAUCCCUGAUAUUUUUGUAACGGUCUUUGUGGGUGGUGGGGAAAGGGAAGAGCGAUACCUUUUUGGUCAUUGUUUGCUUGAGCGGUGAACAAGCGACACGUCUUUGCACGCUUCCACUCCGCAACGGAGCUACCUCACUGAGAAGAAGGCCUGCGUUGAGGCGGUGAAUUGAGUCUCUUGGAUGACAGCAUUCCAUUCACACACCCAUCCAGCCUCCAGUGCUCAGUUUCCUGUAUCUUCCACUGCACAAUGGGGUUGAUUAAACACUAGAAGGGUGCCGAAUGCAAAUGAGGCUUCUUUGGAGGUGGAAGAAGCAACAGGGCAGUAAUUGUUGUGGUCCACUGCUUCCUCUCGCAGCCACUAUUGCAUCAGUCACAUUGGAACCUGCUCAGGUUCAACCAUAUCUACACACCGGUUCCUCCAGCUCCUGAGUGAAAGUGAAGCACGUUGCAGCAGCAUUAGAGGAAGCGGGAAGUGAUUUAAGGGCUUCUCUUUGAGCCAGUCACACAUGACAGAAGUCUCAGCUUUUAAAGUUCAUUUUAGUUGCUAAUUAUCCUUUCUUUCUUUCUUUCUUUCUUUCUUUCUUUCUUUCUUUCUUUCUUUCCUUCUUUCCUUCCUUCCUUCCUUCCUUCCUUCCUUCCUUCCUUCCUUCCUUCCUUCCUUCCUUUGUGUGUUAUGCUGUCAUGGUGCAGGUAACAUGUUAAGCCAAAUGUAUAAUGCAUUCUCUUUGAGCAAAAGUAAGAUCUGAUCACCACUAUUACUAGAACUACCACUGCCAUAUAUAUUUGGUGAUGCCCAACUAAGUUGUAUUCAGAAUAGCAGGCUAUCUCCCAUUGUUUAUUUAGUGCCAAAAAUGUGCUGGGUAAUAUUCAUCCGGUCUCCACAUAAGUAGAAGAAGUGCUUUCUUCCUCCGUAGAAACACUUAAUGUUAAUUUCUCUUCCACUUAAUGUUAAUUUCUCAAAUGUCUGAAUUGUCAUACAUUUCUGAAUUUUCUCCAGUCCAGAAUUCCAUGAGUGUUCCACUGGACACCCAGAAAUCCAAGCAGAGCAGGCUUUCUCAAUUGUUUCAGUGGGGUGAGCCAAUGUACAAAUGGAAAGGAGUAUAUGUUUGUGGGUUGGCUCCCUCUCUUGACAUGAAUGGGGAAAUCAUUUUACGAGGGAGCUUCACACAUGCAUUGGAACUUCAGUGCCUGGAAUAGACUGUAGAACAAUUACGUUCUGCUGUUAGUGCCUAAGCAUACCUACUUGGAUAUACAUACCAUUGACAACAAGGAACUUGUUCCUGAGUAAGCAUACAGAAGAUCAGAUUGCACAUACAUUAAUGCAGUGACCUCCAUAGGAGAUGAGCAAAUAUUUGUGGAUAUUGAAGAAGAACCACUCUGAUUUCAGAAAUGUUGGGUAUAAAUGCAUUGUAUGCAGUGUGCCUAAUCUCAUUACUGCUUGGUCUGCUGCAAAUCUGCUGUGACAGUCUCAUCAUAGCAGCUGGUUUUGGGACAAUUAUGAAGCUGACAGACCGUGGUGGAAUAUUUCACCUGGCUGAGAUUGCCAAUAUAUUUUCUGUAGACGCACACUUGAAAGUGUCAAAAGACCUGUAAUCGUUGCUUUACUUUGUUUGAUUCACGCAAUCACUUUGUAUACGUUUUGAUCGAUGCCAACAGGCAGUAUUGGAUUUCCCUCAGACGCACACUUCACAGUUUCAGCAUUCUGCCAUUCAUAAUUAAGCAACAUCCGUGAUGCUUUGAAGAAGUCUUGUGAAUGCUUUGACCUGUGUUCAGGUUGUUCCCCUGUGUGCCCUGGACUGAAGACUUUCCCCGGGGCUUGUUGAACAUUCUGUUAGACUAUUCGCAUGAGUGGGUUGACCCUAGGUAGAGAAAGGCCAUUUGUGUUGACAUAAAACCAUCAUACAGAUUGGGACUGGAACUUUCGCUACCAGGAUGUUGUGUACAAGGUGUAGCCUGUUGCCCCACUUCAGAGCCUGAUACGCAAUGCCAUUGAAGGCACAUAGCCCCUGCCUUUGUGAGCUGUCCUCAUUCAGACCAACGAACCCAGCCCUCCAUUGAAGUGAAUGCGGGUGGUGGAGUUCAUUGCAUACAUUGAAACCUCUGGGCCCACAGCAGCCUGCUGAAUCUGGGGAAGAACACGAGAGCUGCCAGAGUGGUCUUGGAACAAGGAGUCUUGGGGAAGAAGAAGAAGAAGAAGAAGAAGAAGAAGA